This is a messenger RNA of Vanessa atalanta (red admiral), 1439 nucleotides long. RefSeq lists its product as uncharacterized. The record is from RefSeq and is a predicted model, not a curated record. The transcript is spliced from 2 exons. The coding region runs from base 80 to 1351 and encodes 423 amino acids. Lineage: Eukaryota; Metazoa; Arthropoda; Insecta; Lepidoptera; Nymphalidae.
CAUAAAUAUGCUAUCUUUUAUGAAUGAAUUACAAGUGGAAAAUCAAAAACAUUACAUUGUGAGGUAAUUUGAUUAAAUAAUGGAGCAAAUAUUUAUGAUUGAAGUAUUCGUAAAGAAGAUAGUAUUAAAAAUCGAGCCACCAGAGAAAGAUGAAUAUGAACUCAAAAUGGAAGAGGAGGAGAGGAAGAGAGAGGCGGAGGCCUUAGCUGCAGCAGAAGCAGCAAAAAAGGGCAAAAAGGAAAAACCAGCUAAGAAAGGAAAAAAAGGUAAAGAGCCUCCCUUACCUUCUGAAGAGGAAAUGAAAUUCAUGCAAACAUGUACAAUGCAAUUUAAUUGCUUACCAUUGUUUGAUUUUUAUGUUGCUCAUGAUAACUUCAUCCCACCUCCUCCUCCACCACCACCUGGUAAAGGAAAGAAACCCCCAAAACCAAAAGGAAAGAAAGGAAAAGUACAACCAGUAAAAAUAGAGCUUCCAUCAGAGCCUUUACCACAACCUCCCUACUUCGGGGUAGGAAACUCGAUCAUGUUUUUGUCAAGACCUUCAAAACUAGAAGAAGUGUUGAAAAAAACUCCUAUCUACAUCACAGUUUGGAACAGAGAUCAGGAGAUGAAUUGUGUAGGUUUUUGUGUUAUCGAAUGGCACGAGUCAUUCUUUGACUGCCUUAAAAGAUCAGCCGAAUUGAAUCCAGUGAACAUGGAUCAAGCCGAAUACAGAGAUACAUCACGACCAGAAAUGGUAACAAACACUGUAGAAUUAACACGACCUUUGCAAUGCGAGGAAGAUUUGAAAGCGUCAGGUGAAAUUGAAUUUUUUAUUCGAUUGACAUGUAUGGGUAAUAGGGUCAUAAGUUAUUUUGUCGCUCUGCCAGAAAUGGAAAGACUGCCAGGGCGAAAAUAUUUAUCGGAUGACUUAAAGCUGAAAGACGUUGAGGUGGUGAGACAUUGGGAAGGUACGACUAUCGAUGCUGUCCCACCUGUAGCUUACUUUUUCGGAGCUCCAGACAUAAUACGAGAGCCAAUAAAACCUGUCGAGGAGCCAAAAGUUUAUGACGACUUUGUAGCACCAUAUGCUUCUAGUGAACUAGCUAUUCUUGCCAUGGGAUUUCCUAAAGGUCCCUGUGGAGGGACUAAUUGUCCUAAGAGAAUGGAUUACAGAGGUAGUCAACACCAAUUCAUUCAUGGGGAAACUGUAAAAGGGAAAUAUCACCAUGGACAAUUUGUGAAUAAAAGGGAUGUCCAUGGGCCUUGUGGUAGACUUGAUUGUCCACUAGCAAAGAAAGUUCGUGCUUAUUUGUGUUCUGAAGGAAGCUACAAGCCUUGUAAAAAACCGUGCAACAAAGACUAUUACUAAUGCAAUAAAUAAAGUUUUACGUAUUUUGGUGAUAAAAAUGACGCUUGCGAUGUUUUUUACGUAUAAAUCAAUGAAACAAUAAAGUAAG